Neolamprologus brichardi is the source of this 1438-nucleotide messenger RNA. It is a transcript of the gene snx16, whose product is annotated as sorting nexin 16. The record is from RefSeq and is a predicted model, not a curated record. Gene Ontology annotation, biological process: endosome to lysosome transport; protein targeting to lysosome; early endosome to late endosome transport. Gene Ontology annotation, cellular component: late endosome; early endosome. NCBI's taxonomy places the organism in Eukaryota, Metazoa, Chordata, Actinopteri, Cichliformes, Cichlidae. Gene Ontology annotation, molecular function: phosphatidylinositol binding.
UUGUGGUCAGAGUUCCAGCAUGCUAACAUGAAAACACAGAGGGAGGAGAUACGGCGGCGGGUUAACAGCCACGGGGCAACUACACAUUUAGCUCUAUGUCUGUAGUAAACAUAUUUUCGGACAGAGAAGGAUAUCUGGACUCCUACGAGUCUUCAAUGUCGGCCCUUCAGGCUCAGCAUUGCUGCUAGACUUCAUCCUCACACAACACUACUGUACCAAGACAAGCUUGGCGUGAAAAGCUUUAUUGACUUCUAUGGUGGUGUGGCAGGAGUACACAACUCAGGAAGAUGGCAUCACCUUUUGUGCCUGUUCCUGUGCCCAUGGACAGAGCCUUGUCCCGUGGUAGCAACAAGCUGAGACGAGCGCAGCGAGCUUCAUCGCUGGGAAGCGUCUCCAGCAGCUCAGAGUCUUCGUCUUCAAUCGCCAAGAUGGCUGGGGAGGAACAUGGGGGAGUCGGAUGCGGAGAAUUAGAUUCCCAACGUCAGUCUCGCUGUGCGGACAGGGGUGGCCGCAGCCGAACGCCCCCACCCCUUCAGAGCCCUGUGACACGGGCUAAGUUGAACGGGACUCUGGAACCAUCUGUCGAAUACUCGAGCUGUCCGCGGUCUAUAUCGGAUCCUAGUGGUAGCCAGCAAGCUGAGGAGAGGCCUAUCACCCCCACUGUGCUGGGGUAUGAGGUCAUGGAGGAGAGGGCCAAGUUCACGGUGUAUAAGAUCCUGGUGAGAAAGACUCUAGAUGAGAGCUGGGUUGUUUUCAGAAGAUACGCUGACUUCUCCAGACUCAAUGACAAGCUGAAGGAGAUGUUUCCAGGCUUCCGCCUCUCACUGCCUCCUAAGCGCUGGUUCAAAGACAACUAUGACAGCAACUUCCUGGAAGACAGACAGCUAGGACUGCAAGCUUUUUUGCAAAACUUGGUUGCACACAAGGACAUCGCCAACUGCCUGCUGGUGAGAGAGUUUCUGUGUCUCGAUGAUCCACCUGGGCCUUUUGACAGUCUGGAGGAGAGCAGGGCGUUCUGUGAGACUCUGGAGGAGAGCAACUAUCGUCUUCAGAAGGAGCUGCUAGAGAAACAAAAGGAGAUUGCCUCCCUAAAGAGGAGACUGGAGGAGAGGGAGCAAGCCAUCCUACUACUGGAAAAGCAUAUCAACGAUGAGUGUGUUAGUCCAGAGUCUCCAUGUCGGCUGUCAGCUCAGGGCAGUGAGAGCAGUGCAGAUGUGGAGUCAUCUGCUGCAGAGGCCGAUCAGGACAUCCCUGAAGACACCGGCAGUGCUGCCCCAAUGUGAAAAUAAAGAGCCCCAUAACGUGUGAGUGGCAGGUGUGAGGUCCAGCCUGUGCGAUCCUCUGCCUGUUGGUGCGGUCCGUCGCUCAGCGUCUCUCCUCCCGUCAUCCAGGUCACUCAGCUCUACCACAAGAACUCAGAACACUAACAAUAAACCCG